Messenger RNA from Beta vulgaris subsp. vulgaris (sugar beet), 2945 nucleotides. Its product is annotated as G-type lectin S-receptor-like serine/threonine-protein kinase At1g34300. Gene Ontology annotation, biological process: protein phosphorylation; recognition of pollen. The transcript has a single exon. Lineage: Eukaryota; Viridiplantae; Streptophyta; Magnoliopsida; Caryophyllales; Amaranthaceae. Bases 255 to 2750 code for a protein of 831 amino acids. Gene Ontology annotation, molecular function: ATP binding; protein serine/threonine kinase activity. The record is from RefSeq and is a predicted model, not a curated record.
AGUUGUCUUAAGAGCUCUUCCCAACCAUAUACUUUACGUUGGUUUUUCCAAUUUCCACUACUGAUAGCUACUAUCUCCAUUAUGGAGUAAUCUUUGCUCAAUUGCUCCAUCACCAAUCACCAUAACUAGGUCCCAUUCUUCUUUCUACCCUAAAAGUCUUCAAUCUACACUAAUCACUACUUAAACUUAUAAUCAAAUUUGCAGAACCAAAAUUUAUCUACCCAGAAAAAAACUCAAAGCACCCAGAAAAGAAAAUGGAACAAAAUCAAUUAUUAUUAACAAAAACAUUCAUCUUCUUCAUCUUCUUCACAAUUUCAUCUUCUACAGAUAUCCCAGUAGGGUCCACUCUUUCAGCUUCAAACUCAACUCAAAAAUGGUCUUCUACAAAUAACACUUUCUCUCUCCAAUUUCUCCCUCUUAAUUCUUCUUAUUUUUCUCUAUGUAUUACUUAUGAUUCUCUUCAAAUUUGGUCGAUUUCAACCGAAGCAGAUUCCGGCGCAACUUUCUCAUUUCUCGCCGACGGAAACUUGCGCCUAAAUUCCGGCGCUGGAAAUAUUUUAUGGCAAUCUAACACUUCAAAUUCCGGCGUUUCACAUGCUACAAUUGAUGAUUCUGGUAAUUUCUUGCUUAAAAAUCGGUCUAAUUUUGUAGUUUGGUCUACUUUUGAUAAUCCUACUGAUACUAUUGUUCAAUCUCAGAAUUUUACUGUUGGGAUGGUUUUAUCAUCUGGGUCUUACUCGUUUUUCUUAAAUAGAACUGGGAAUUUGACUUUGCAAUGGAAUAAUAAUGUUGUUUAUUGGAGUUUAGGGUUGAAUGCUUCUAUUAAUGCUAAUUUAAGUAACCCUAGAUUAGGGCUUCAAUCACUUGGGAUUUUGCAACUUUAUGAUGCUAGUAUACGUGGGUCAGUAAUUAUGGCUUAUGGGAGUGAUUAUGCUGAAUCUGGAGAUUUUUUGAGGUUUUUAAGGUUGGAUAAUGAUGGGAAUUUGAGGAUUUAUAGUUUUAGUAGAGGAAGUGGGAAUGCUAUUGUGAGGUGGACUGCUGUUAAUGAUCAAUGUCAAGUUUUUGGGUAUUGUGGGAAUAUGGGUGUUUGUAGUUACAAUGAUACUGGCCCUGUUUGUGGGUGCCCGUCUGAGAAUUUCGAUUUUGUUGAUCCGAAUGAUAGUACGAGAGGGUGUAGGUUGAAGAGGGAGAUUAGUGAUUGUCCUGGGAGUGUGGCAAUGUUGCAGAUGGAUCAUACGAAGUUUCUUACGUAUUAUCCGGAGACUACGAAUGAUCUCUACUAUGUUGGUAUUUCAGCGUGUAGGGGGAAUUGUCUUUCGGGUUCUUCUUGUGUAGCUUCGACAAUUUUGGCUGAUGGAUCGGGGCAGUGUUAUAUUAAGACUGCGAGUUUUGUUAGUGGUUAUCAGUCUGCUGCUCUUCCUAGCACCUCUUAUGUUAAGGUUUGUAACCCAAUCCUACCAAACCCUCCUCCUUCCUCUGAGGAAGGAAGAGAAAAGGACAAGCUGAAAGGUUGGAUUGUGGCAGUGGUUGUUUUAGGCACCCUUGCGGCAUUGAUACUUUUAGAGGGCAGUGUUUGGUGGUGGUGCUGUAGAAAGAGUCCUAAAUUUGGAGGUGUAUCAGCUCAGUAUGCACUUCUGGAGUAUGCAUCAGGUGCACCUGUGCAGUUUUCGUACAAAGACCUCCAGCAGGCUACAAGAAAUUUCAAGGAGAAACUUGGGGAAGGAGGAUUUGGGGUGGUCUAUAAGGGAGUACUUGCGAAUAGAACAGUUGCUGCAGUGAAGCAGCUCGAGGGUAUUGAGCAGGGGGAGAAACAAUUUAGAAUGGAGGUAGCUACCAUAAGUAGCACCCAUCAUUUAAAUUUGGUUAGGCUGAUAGGGUUCUGCUCUGAGAGUCGACACAGGCUUCUGGUUUAUGAGUUCAUGAAAAAUGGGUCGCUUGAUAGUUUCCUCUUCGCAACGGGGGAUGAAUCUGGGAGACUUUUGAAUUGGGAGCAUCGGUUCAAUAUUGCCUUGGGAACUGCAAGAGGAAUCACUUAUCUUCAUGAGGAAUGCCGGGAUUGCAUUGUACAUUGUGAUAUAAAACCAGAAAACAUUCUCUUAGAUGAUAACUACAAUGCCAAAGUUUCCGAUUUUGGCCUUGCUAAGCUUGUAAACCCGAAAGACCAUCGACACCGGACCCUCACCAGUGUGAGAGGUACAAGGGGGUACUUGGCCCCUGAAUGGCUUGCCAAUCUACCAAUAACAUCGAAAUCUGAUGUUUAUAGUUUUGGUAUGGUGUUGCUGGAGAUAGUAAGUGGAAGAAGGAACUUUGAAGUGUCAAAUGAAACAAACAGGAAGAAGUUCUCUGUUUGGGCAUAUGAGGAGUAUGAGAAGGGUAAUGUAGGAAGUAUACUAGACACGAGGCUUGCUGAUUUUGAAGUGGAUUUGGAUCAAGUGACAAGAGCAAUUCAAGUUAGCUUUUGGUGUAUACAAGAACAACCAUCUCAAAGGCCUAUGAUGGGAAAAGUUGUGCAGAUGUUGGAAGGCAUAAUGGAGAUUGGAAAGCCCCCCGCCCCAAAGGCAGCACCCGAUGGUUCAAUCAGCGGGACUAGCUUGAACAUGAGUGGUAGUAUUUCCACUUUUGCCACUUCAGCCCCUGGUCUGUCAUCAUCAUCAUCAUUCCAAACUCCGGUAGCUCAAUCUUCGAUGAAUGUGGAGAGGCCUACUUCAUCUCUUAUUCAUUCAAAGAGAGAAAAUCUCAUAAUCAACUGAGUGGUUUUUGUUACUCAUGUAAUAAAUCUUUAGCAGUAGUUCUUAAUUAGUAGCUAAACAAUCAUUAGAGUUAAAUUUAUUUUCCCAAUGGGAGUACUGUAAUAUAGUUUUUGUCUCACAUAUUUCUUAGUGUAAAUCCUUUGUUUCUUCAAGUUGUUUUUGGGGAUAGUUUGUCAGGCUAGUGCAUUUUGCCUA